ACACGCUAGAUGCUAGCACUCAUAACAAAAACUCUUAUACAUCUUCACUCACUGUUGUAGUUUAGUUUCGAAUUGCAUCUCCACAUCUUGACACCCUCAUAUACUUACUUGAACAAAAAGCAACAGCUCAAAGCCCCCAUGUAUCCUAAAUUUCUACUCCGACCUACUGUCUUCCGUAACAGACAGCCAAAUGUGGGGUCCAGGGGCUCAACUUCGGAAGUAGGGCCCGGGCCAUCUCUGGAAACAAACGACGGGAAGUGCUUGGAUGGCCAUGUCUCACGUAUUCGCUGUUUGUGCUGCGCAGCAGACAUUUGCUUCACAUCGCAAAUAAUCAGCAAAGGGUUCACAGGCCGCUAUGGCCGUGCAUUUCUUGUGUCUGGGGAACCCAUGACCAGCGCAAUCACUAUGAAGACUUCGCCCAUUGAUUCCCUUCCAAAUACCCUCAUACAAAAGCCCGUACCGCGACGGUUGGUCACAGGUGCGCAUACAGUAGGCGACAUCAACUGCGCCCUUUGUGGAAAUGUGCUCGGCUGGAAAUAUGUCACUGCUGAAGAAGAAUCGCAACGCUACAAGGUCGGCAAGUUCAUCUUGGAGACUGAAAGGAUUAUGACAUCUUCGUCUUGGGAAUCCCCAUCUUACAUCGACUCAGCAAUGCUAUCUGCGUCUCCGGGCUCUGGAGAGGGACUAUCGGGAAACUCAGGGAAUAGUAUAGAAUUCGACAGUCAGAAUGAGGACGAGUGCGAGGACUUGUUUGCUGGAGUCUGGAGCCCUGGGUUGGCCAUGCGGCGGAGGAAUCGCAAACUGCCCGAACGCCGGCCUUCUAUAUUUGGAAUGACGACUCUAUGAUAUUUCUCGUCCUUGGGAGGUCUAUGUGACUAUUUCCGACAAAGUACGAUAUGAUUAUCUAUGAUUUCAGGUCUCCUGUAGAGAGCCCUAUCACUAAUAACUAUAAUUCGCCUUCUGCGAGCCCCCUUCUCCCUCUCCUUCUCCCCAUUUUCUUUCUCGUCCCGUUUUCUACACGAUGGGAUGUAGGGACGAAUGAUACUUAUAAUGAUUGAAUAUUGUGAUGGUCGGGUCAUACUUGCUGUUAUUACCCCUCAAUCCGUUCGCUAAGCCUCGCUCAAAUGGGUAUCAUAUCAGUAUUAAUGAUCAUUUGGAGCCAACGUCAACAUGACCGUGUUAGACCCUUCGUCCUAGGUGCCACAAACGAUGUUGGACAAAACAUAAAGAGAAAUAACAAUUCGAG
Aspergillus ibericus CBS 121593 is the source of this 1246-nucleotide messenger RNA. Its product is annotated as yippee/mis18 family protein. Lineage: Eukaryota; Fungi; Ascomycota; Eurotiomycetes; Eurotiales; Aspergillaceae. The record is from RefSeq and is a predicted model, not a curated record. The transcript has a single exon. The coding region runs from base 139 to 846 and encodes 235 amino acids.